AUGAAUGGAAAGCCUGCCGGAGGGAUCAAAAUCCUGCUCAAUGAAGAGAAUAUAAUGGACAUUCAGGCCUUAAUACAUGGUCCAGAGGGCACACCAUUCGAGGGCGGAGUGUUUCGAAUCAAGUUGAUUAUCGGGAGCGAGUUCCCAAACGAACCACCAAAAGGCUUCUUUGUCACCAAGAUAUUUCAUCCAAAUGUAUCAAAAGCUGGUGGAGAGAUCUGUGUAGAUACGUUGAAGAGAGAUUGGAAGAAGGAUUAUGGAAUUGAUCAUAUCUUACUCGUCAUUCGUUGUUUAUUGAUUGCACCAAACCCAGAAUCAGCUCUGAACGAAGAGGCCGGCAAGCUACUCUUGGAGGAUUACUCUGCAUAUACACACCACGCAGCAAUGUGGACUAGAAUCCACGCACCAAAUAAAGGCGAAUUCCCAUCUAUACCUAAAACGAAGACGACAACAGCAUCAGCAACAGGAGACAAGUUGGUUGUUGAAGCCAAACUAACUGCCGAUUCGUCAAUACCCAAUUCAUCAACCACAACAACAGCAGAAAAUACAACCAAUACUACCACUACAAGUCCAACACCAGCAGCAGGAACGACACUAGCGGAGGUACUGGGUCCAAACGCUCAUGGAAAUGUCAUGUCUGGAUCGGUUGCGUCUGUGAAGAAACGGCCAGCAGAUAAAAAGUUGGAGAAGGAAGCGACUGACAAAAAGAGAACAUUGCGAAGGUUGUAA
This is a messenger RNA of Synchytrium microbalum, 729 nucleotides long. RefSeq lists its product as uncharacterized. The coding region runs from base 1 to 729 and encodes 242 amino acids. NCBI's taxonomy places the organism in Eukaryota, Fungi, Chytridiomycota, Chytridiomycetes, Synchytriales, Synchytriaceae. The record is from RefSeq and is a predicted model, not a curated record. The transcript is spliced from 3 exons.